Messenger RNA from Plasmodium vivax (malaria parasite P. vivax), 3183 nucleotides. RefSeq names its product DNA-directed RNA polymerase, alpha subunit, putative. The record is from RefSeq and is a predicted model, not a curated record. Gene Ontology annotation, biological process: DNA-templated transcription. Lineage: Eukaryota; Apicomplexa; Aconoidasida; Haemosporida; Plasmodiidae. The transcript has a single exon. The coding region runs from base 652 to 3183 and encodes 843 amino acids. Gene Ontology annotation, molecular function: DNA-directed RNA polymerase activity; protein dimerization activity.
GGGGAAAAGGGAAAAAAUAUGAAAAAAUGUGAAACGCUGCCAACUGUGCUUCGCCCAGGGGGGAAAAACUCCUCUCGUAACUUCGCAUGUACAGUAAUUUUCGUAGAUAACCGUUUGGAUCUGCCGAGCGGGCGGGAAAUUCCCAGCAGGAAGAAAAAUACGGCACGCGCGCUGAGCACCUCCACGUGGGGGCGUAAACUCACGCCAUCGGGGUGUCGGCCAUCAUGCAGUCGACCAUCGGGCAGCCGACCACUGCACUUUGUUUCACCGCCUAAAUGUGCCCACCGCAAUUCUGGCACGCACGGAUAUGCGAACCUGCGCGAAUACACACGGGGGCACACUUCGCUGAGGUGAACGCGCUUGUUCGAAAUGAGCGGCACGUAGGGGAAGGUAACGAGAAAAAAAUUCACAAAGGGGGCAGCAAAAGGGAGCAACAAAAGGGGCGCUUCCAAAGGGGGAAACACCCGCAUAGGCACACGCGAAUGGGUGAGUGUAUGCCGAAGGGGGAAAAAAAGAAGCGCGCCCCUGGGAACAGACGUUAAUGAGUUCCUACGUGUGUGUUUACUUCCACAGUGCACGCCGCGCGACUGCCCAAGGAGCCCCACAAAAUGCGAGGACGAAGAGAGAUCGCCCGCUGCGAACUAACCCUAUAUGAUGCGGCUGCUCGGCCUUCCUGCAUGGGCCUCCCUCCUCAUUACAGCCUGCAGCGCUUUGCAUAUUCGGAACGGCUGCUUCAUCCGUAGUUACCAACAUGCGCGGCCCAUCGGAGGCAGUGGCGAGGAGCAGCUGUACGCUCGAAGCUGCAGUGGCAGUCACCACCGCAGGGGCAAAGCAGCGGAACAGAACAAGUGGACCCUGUUCGGCAAAGAUGGCGAGAUAAAGGAAACCGGGAGAUCCGAACCGAGCGAUGACUAUAAACUGAUGAGAAGGAAAAACUUCAUAAAAAAAUACCAAGUGAAAAGGGAAGAAGUAGAGGCCUACAUAGAACAAAUGAAGAGACACUCCUCCAGUGGGUAUGAGCCUCAAUUUCCGAAGGACGCCUUUAGGACCCCAGACGGAUUGACAAACGUCAUUUUGGAUUAUAAGUACAAAAAUGACAAUUUAAAGAUACACAAUUAUUACUCCUUUUUUGUGUGCUUUUUGAGAAAGCUAGCUGAGCAGGCGGAAAAAAAAAAAAAAAGUGAGCCAAGUGGGGCAAAUGGGCCAAGUGGUCCAUAUGAACCGCGUGACUCGCAUGACCCGCGUGACCCGCGUGAACCGCGUGGCGAACGGGAGGGAGAGCCACUCAUUAGCGUGCAAGACCUGCUGUUCCUGAAAAAGAAGGGCUUCUUCGAAGGAGAUCUGUACACGUGGAAAAAUUGGGUCAUUCUCAACCGGGGAGAGUGGGAAGAUUGCAUCGGCUACGGAGAAGCAGACAAAGAAAAAGAGUACCAAAUAGAGACGCUGCGGAAAAUGGUGGAGCCCAAGAUGAAGAGGAUGCCCAUAGAAUACUGGGGCAGCUUUAGGGCAAUAGACUUCAAUGUGAAUCAUUACCCGAUUUACAAAAGGCUGUUUGACUUCUUUGACAAAGUUACUGUGAGUGGGAACGAGCCGAACGAGAAGUUUUACCCCUUCCUGUUUUACCCCCGGUUCGGCGUGCGCAGGGACAGGUCCGGGCUGGGCUACGGGGACGCGCAGUUUUUCGGCAACUACGGGGAUAUCUACAAGAAGCGCGAGCAGCGCCAGCGCAGGGGGGAAGGCAGCGGUGAGAGCGGUGAUGGCGGGGUCAGCGGUGAAAGCGAUGAACGCGGCGUGGACGGCAGCAGCGUGGAAGGCAGCCUUGAUGGCCGGGUCGACGAACGCGUGGUGCACUCCAGCCUGCACCGGGAGAGCUUCAUAGACAAGUACGACUUCGGGCCGAACGACAUCAAAGUGGAGGAGGCGACGGACAUAAUCAAGUACCCGCAGAACGGCAGGCUCUACCAGAAGUUUUACAUAGGGCCCCUGAACAUAACCGACGGGCACACCUUCGGCACCCUGCUGAAGUACGUCUGCCAGACGCAGCUGUACGGGUACGCCAUAGUCGCGAUUAAAAUCCACAACAUGAAUGAGGAUACCCGAAUAGACAACGUGCAGGAGGACCUCCUAGAAAUUGCCCUUAACCUAUCGGACGUGUGCAUAUACAGUAAAGAAGUAAACAUAGAGACCAAUAUACGACUCAUUUUUAAAGGACCCUUGAUGCUAGUAGCGGGGAUGAUACCCCUGCCGUCCCACCUACAAGUAGUUAACAAGGAGCAGUACAUCUGCACCCUGAAAGAAGAUGGCCAUCUAGACAUUUCAAUAAAAAUUGAGUAUGGCAAAGGUCACUGGCUAACAUACGAAAAAGGGCUAUACAAAAGGGAACUGGGUUCAGAUAACGAAUGUAUGAAAAAAAGACAAGUGAAGGAAGUUGUUGAGAAAAAUUAUAUGCCUAUAAGUGCUAGCUUCGGUACCUGCCGUAUGGUACGUAUGGCUGUACAUAAAAUCGCCACGAAGUAUUGGUGUGAAGAUAGGUGUGAGUUUACAGAUCCGAAGCAAAUGCUCGUGAUGGAGAUUUGGACCGACUGUAGGAUGCUGCCGAAGAAUGUACUGCUGUAUGGAAUUAAAAAUAUAAAAAAGAUUUUGAGAAAGUUCAGGGAGAUGAUCAUUUCUGAUUCGGACUUCCCGUCCGAUGCGGAGGACGAGGAGAUGAAGAAGCUCUGGCCCGCCAUUGACCGGUACAAAUUUUUGCAGACCAAGCAGAAGAUGGAGGGGGGCCCGCCCAUCCACGACGUGGACGCGCAGGGGGGAAGCGAUGUUAGCGGGGAUGGCGGUGUUAGCGGUGGUAGUGCCGGUUGCGGUGGUAGCGCUGAUAGCGGCGGGAGUGAUGGGAAUGGUGAGCGGCACAGCCAAAUGGUUGGCCAGAACCUGCUGGACUCAUUUUCGCAGAAGCUCGUGGACCCGGACAACUUCCCCAAGCACUCAAACAUCAUCCUGCCGCUGGAGGACACGCCGCCGCCCUACCUGGACACCCUGGAGUGGCUAAAAAUGGAGGUAAAGAAAGACAGGAUUCGCAAGAAGAGGAAGGGUUCCGAGAAAAAAACUUCCAAAGCGGCCAACAGGCGUACCUUCGAUUAUGACGACUACCUGGACGACAGGUUGGGCGACAUACUGGACGAGGGCUAA